Messenger RNA from Cydia pomonella (codling moth), 2796 nucleotides. RefSeq names its product facilitated trehalose transporter Tret1-like. Gene Ontology annotation, biological process: carbohydrate transport; transmembrane transport. The transcript is spliced from 11 exons. The record is from RefSeq and is a predicted model, not a curated record. Gene Ontology annotation, cellular component: membrane. Lineage: Eukaryota; Metazoa; Arthropoda; Insecta; Lepidoptera; Tortricidae. The coding region runs from base 184 to 1638 and encodes 484 amino acids. Gene Ontology annotation, molecular function: sugar transmembrane transporter activity.
CGAGAAUUAACGCAAACGCGAACGUCACGUUACGCCAUCGAAUAAAUUUACACUAAGGGCUCAGGUAUCUUGCAAUCGAUAUGAACAUGAACCAUAAACGUAAAUAAGUACUAUAUUGCACUAAAAGGCUUAAUAUUUUAAGCUAAAAAUCGGGUUUGCACGUAGUGUGACGUGCCGUGACGUAUGGACGAGCGAACUUACUCAUACGACCCGGUGCCCGGCGCGCCAGUAACCAACAGACCAACCAUGGAGAAGGGACAGCUGUGGCGGCAAUACGUGAUCGCCGGCGUCGCUAACAUAGCGAUCGCCUCCACGGGCUACUCCAUGGGAUGGACGUCUCCCAUCAACAUCAAGCUAAAAGAUGGGAAUCUGACGGAUUCUCCCCUGCCCGCCCCUAUCACCUCUGCCGAGGAAGCAUGGAUCGGUUCCAUCCUCACUCUCGGGGCUAUUCUUGGCCCAUUCAUCGGAGGCCCUUUAGCAUCGCGCGUCGGUCGCAGAUGGAGUCUGAUUGCCUCAUCCAUCCCUCUGUUCGUUGGUUGGAUCCUUAUAGCGGCCGCGACCUCUGUGGCGUUCCUGUACGCUGGACGCUUCAUGUGGGGCGUCGGUGUCGGCAUGCUGUUCACCGUGUCACCCAUGUACUGCGCUGAGAUCGCUACGGAUGACAGCAGAGGCGCCCUCGGCUCGUUCCUACAAGCGUUCAUCACACUUGGGUUCCUUCUGGUGUAUGCAAUCGGCCCUUUCAUCUCGUACAGCGCCGUAGCGUACGUCGGUGUCGGCUUUGUGGCUGUCUUCGAUAUACUCUUCUACUUCAUGCCCGAGACACCCAUCUACUAUCUGACUAAGAAUGACCGAGAGUCUGCUGCCAACUGCCUGAUGACGAUCCGUGGCCAAUCCCGCUCUGGAGUGGAGGCGGAACUGGACCUCAUGGCCAGCGACGUGGCCGCUUCCAUGGCCAAGACAGCGACGAUCGCCGACGUGUUCCGUGGCAGCAACUUCAAGGCGUUCUACAUCUCGUGCGCGCUGGUGUUCUUCCAGCAGUUCUGCGGUAUCAACGCUGUUCUCUUCUACAUGACCAACAUCUUCGAGGCCGCUGGUUCUGCCCUGGACUCUUCCAUUGCCACCAUCAUUAUUGGAGCGGUGCAGGUGGGCGCGUCGUGCGUGACGCCAUUCGUCGUGGACCGGCUCGGGCGACGCAUGCUGCUCUUGUUCUCCGCCUGCGGUACCACCAUUGGUUUGGUCCUCCUCGGCAUGUUCUUCCUCCUGGACGACCUGGACAGCCCCGUGGUCGCCAGCAUCGGCUUCCUGCCCAUCCUGUCCCUCGUGGUGUUCAUCGUGACGUACUGCGUGGGGCUGGGCCCGCUGCCGUGGGCGGUGAUGAGCGAGCUGUUCCCCAUCGAGGUGAAGGCGCAGGCCGCGCCCAUCGCCACCGCGUUCUGCUGGACGCUGUCCUUCUUGGUCACUAGGUACUUUGGGCCAAUCUCGGAGGUCCUGGGCAUGUACGCGGCCUUCUGGAUCUUCGGAGUGUGCUGCAUCAUCGCUUUCUUCUUCACGCUGUUCCUCGUGCCCGAGACCAAAGGCAAGAGCUUCGCCGAGAUCCAGGCGAUGCUCUCUGGAAAGCCAUCAAAAGGAAAGGCGUAACCAACCUACAGCAGAGCAAGUCUAGCCACAAUUACCCACCGAUGAGUGGCAACACCAGAAAAAGCGCCAACUUAUAAUUGCGGUUAACAAACUGACAAAACAACGCAAAUACGCAAACCCCUGUGACAAAACAAGUAGUUCCUAUUUCUUCAGCAGCAAAGUUAAGCUGGUAGCUUUCCUAGUGACUUAUUAUAGUUUAUUAGUGACGUAUUCGGCUUCGCCGUUAGUAAAAGCUACUUUACAUACAUUUACAUACAUACAUUUUAUAUUUAAAAGUUGUUUAGAGAGUACGUAUUAUAUUUUUUAGCAAUAUUAUAAUAGGGAGCGUACAUAAACUGUAAGGGGCAGCACAGGAGACGUCAAAUUAUUGGCGCGAAGUGUAAAUGUGAAGUCUAUGCUUCCGAUGUAGCCCACAGGAAGGCAGAACUUACUAUGCACAAGAAAACGUACUAGAACGUUAGAUGGCAGCACUUGAUUUAGCGUGAAGUGUCAAUAUACAUAUUUAUUGUUCCAAUUCAGGCCAUAAGAUGGCAAACCCUCCAUUUUGUCGAUAUCUAGUAACUUUCUGCAAUUUGAUUAUUUUUAAAACUGAAAGAACUUUACACAAAAGAACCAAUAGCCUCUACGAAUUUAUACUUUUAUACUACCUAUAUUCAUUUCGAUUAAAAUUAUUGUAAAUAGGUAUAUCGUAUAGAAUAUACUAUUUUAAAGAAUUUACUUUUAAGUGCCUGUACAUGUGAGUACAAAAAUAGGUCAGAGUACAUGAAAUGUGAUAUAAAUAAUAAUGGGUAAAAAUCCUGUCGAAAACAUUUAUUUUUAUAUUUCAAAGAGCCAGUGCCAUUGCCCAGUUAAUUUUCGUAGGUACCAAUAUUUUGAAGGGAUUUUUACUCAUACGAGUAUAGUAAGUUAUAAUUUAUAAAUUAUAAUAAUGUUAAAAUUAAGUUUUUAUUUGACAGUUUGAUGGAGGAGUCAAUUAUUGUUUAUUUUAUGAUAAUAUUUUAUAUUAAACUAACUGAAUUUGACAUCGUUUAUAAUAUUUGGAUGUACAGGGUGGAAAGACUUUUUUUUGGUCCACCCUGUAUAUAAUUAUUGACUCCAAUUUCAAGCUGUUGGUAAUGUUAUUUUGUUGACGAAUAAAAAUAUUAUAAUUUCAUAAAA